AUGAAAUCAAUCUCCGUCAUUCAGAGGCCAUCUGCCCCAAGAGAUGCCCCGACUAAAGGCUUCGUGGCUCCCUUUGAUGGGGCUGGCGACGUACCCAACCUGGAUUGUCCCCUCUCAGGGAACAGUGUCGGUCAAGAACGGGAGCAGGCUCAGGAGCCGUGGUACCAAAAGAAAGAGCGUACCAAGGCCAAUUAUGCAGUCGUGCGUGACUUCCUUAAGCGCGUUGAAACUGAGGAGGCGAACAUGGUUUAUGACUAUCGCAUGACCGGACCGGGAUCUUGGUGGGUGGAAGGCACGGGUGAACACCAAAUUGGAGGUGGUCAAUAG
Molecule: messenger RNA, 327 nt
Organism: Aspergillus melleus
Lineage: Eukaryota; Fungi; Ascomycota; Eurotiomycetes; Eurotiales; Aspergillaceae
Exons: 2
Coding region: 1-327 (108 amino acids)
Source: RefSeq, a predicted model, not a curated record